This is a messenger RNA of Styela clava, 2640 nucleotides long. RefSeq names its product poly(U)-binding-splicing factor PUF60-like. The record is from RefSeq and is a predicted model, not a curated record. Gene Ontology annotation, cellular component: catalytic step 2 spliceosome; precatalytic spliceosome. Gene Ontology annotation, molecular function: RNA binding. Gene Ontology annotation, biological process: mRNA splice site recognition; regulation of alternative mRNA splicing, via spliceosome; alternative mRNA splicing, via spliceosome. NCBI's taxonomy places the organism in Eukaryota, Metazoa, Chordata, Ascidiacea, Stolidobranchia, Styelidae.
UUUGUUUAAUUGAAGCAUGGUAGUAAGCCAAACUGAAUUAGAUACUGUAUCAUUCUAAUGGAUUUAAUGGCUCUUCCAUAUACAAAUCAGCUUGCAAUUGGUACAGGAAUGGCAAAAUUGGAAGUUGUUCCUCCCUUGAAACUGCCACCAUUGUCUUCUCAACAGCAAGCCUCACUUGCCAAAGCAAAAAAAUAUGCGAUGGAACAGAGUAUAAAAACUGUUCUGGUCAAACAAACAUUGCAGCACCAACAACAACAACUAAGCUCCCUCCAAGAAGCUGCUCAAAGACAAAGAGCUCUGGCUAUUAUGUGCAGAGUAUAUGUUGGAUCCAUUUAUUAUGAUAUAACGCAAGAACAAGUUAGGAAUUCUUUCACUCCAUUCGGUCCUGUGAAAAGUAUGGAUAUGUCAUUUGAUCCCAUCACUCACAAGCAUAAAGGAUAUUGUUUCAUUGAUUUUGAAAUUCCUGAGGCAGCACAACUUGCGACCGAGCAGAUGUCAUCAUUUCAAAUGGCUGGAAGAAACAUCAAAGUGGGCAGACCCAGUAACAUUGGUCAAGCAGCACCAAUAAUAAAUGAACUUGCCGAAUUAGCAAAGAAGUACAAUAGAUUGUACAUUGCUUCAAUACAUCCUGAUUUGAAUGAGGAUGAUAUUCGAUCAGUAUUUCAAGCUUUUGGUAAUAUAACUUCAUGCUCUCUAGGACGGGAACCUGGUAGUCGAAAGCAUAAAGGGUAUGGAUUUAUAGAAUAUGAUAAACUCCAGUCUGCAUUGGAUGCAAUAUCUAGUAUGAACAUGUUCGAUCUUGGUGGUCAGCUUCUGCGAGUAGGUCGUGCAAUCACGCCCCCAAAUAUUUCCAUGAAUGCUGCGGCUGUUACUGCUACGGCAUCUGCCUUACCUCCUGCUGCUGCAGUGGCAGCCGCGGCAGCAACUUCCAAAAUAAUGGCACAAGAAGCAGCAAAUCCAUUAUUAGCUGCUCAGAGAUUAGUAGCUUCAACUGCACAACCUGUUGUAAUGCAUAAACCAAUGCCUAAUUUUCAUACUGGUUUGGGAACACCCGUUACUUUAAUGAAUCCAGCACUUGCAGCCGCUCCUGCUGUUAUGGCUGUCAAUCAGCCUGGUCUUGUUACAGGAGCCACACCUACACAAAGUGUAAACCCGGCAGUAAUAGCGCAGCUUCAAGCACAGGCAGCCGCCAAAGAAAAUCCUUUACUCAAACUCGACACACUUCAACACCAGACAUUGAGCCAACAAGAAGGGAAUGUAAGUAUUUCUGGAAGUUCUCAACGGCAUCUCAUCAUGCAAAAAUUGAUGCGAAAAACAGAAAGCAAUGUAAUGGUGCUUAGAGAUAUGGUUACAGCCGAUGAAAUGGAUGAUGAUUUGGAAGGAGAAGUCACAGAAGAAUGCGGAAAAUUCGGCAGGGUGAAUCGAGUUAUAAUCUAUCAAGAAAAACAAGGCGAAGAAGUUGAUGCUGAAAUCAUAGUAAAAAUUUUUGUAGAAUUUGCAAAAAGUGAUGAUUGUGAAAAAGCAGUCAACGCUUUGAAUGGUAGAUGGUUCGGCGGAAAUAAAAUUACAGCAGUUGUUUAUGACCAAAAAAAAUAUGACGGUAACGAUCUAACUGGAUAAUGUGACUUGAUAAAAUUCUGUAUCUGUAAAAUCAGAUAUCAUGUAACUGGUCGGGUUAGACAAUUAUAAUCGAUGCCAAAAAAUUUCUAAAUUGAGUUCUUUGGGAAGUUUUUCGGUUUUGUUACAUUUAUACACUUAACUAAAAAGUUUCAGAAUGAUCAAAGUUGUCGAUCCUGAAAGUCAUGAAAAUUGCAUAUAGAACCCCAUAUGUUGAUGAACGCUUCAGGAAGGAUGCAGAAAAUUCUAAAAAUUUCAUUGUGUGACAAUACUGAAGUUAAACUUGAGUCCACAUAAACCUGCCAAUAAUGCAUUCAUGUGGUGACACAAUGGUAGACUAGAGAGAAUAACAAAUAUGUCAUGAUGAAUUUGUCAUUAUCACGAAAGAAUACUUUUGAGCUAUGCUUUUCUCAAUUUUGUAUGUUGCCUGAAUUUUUUCAUGUUAUUGAUAGUAGCAUGAAAAAUAAACCAAGAUCCUAUAUUAAUUUUCGUUUAUCUUUAUUAUUACGGCAUUGCAAAGAGCUAAUUAUACCCUUGUCGCUUUUCUCUGUCAUUUGUUAUAUACCUGAUAUGUUCCGGUGAUAGAUCAGAUGUCAAGACUGAAACUCCUUCAUCAAUGACUGAUGUUCUUGUGAAUAAAUUUUGGUUGCUAAUGUACUAUCUCAAUCUCCUAUAAAACAACAAUCAUAAUUACCUUAUAUUAAUUAAGUGAAGGUCAUUUUACAACAUUGUUUAAGAUAAACUUCAGAACAUAUUUUGAUACUGAAUUUCAAUUCAGGAAUGUUGUCCUUAUUUAUAGCCCAUGUUAUGAAUAUAGUUCUGAUGUUUGCAGUAUCGUCAAUGUCUUGGUACUUCAAUUAAACAAAAUUUUUCGAUUUUGGCAAGUUUGGAGAUAUUGGUUAUAAAACUGCCAUAUUAACAGCAUUGUUGCUUUGAACUCCAACCAUUUUAUGUUUGAAAUAAAAUCCUUAUUCUCUUCCCUUGUGUUUAGUUGUGAACCUCUUUAGUUUUUUCCCUUUUAGA